Messenger RNA from Arvicanthis niloticus (Nile rat), 579 nucleotides. Lineage: Eukaryota; Metazoa; Chordata; Mammalia; Rodentia; Muridae. The record is from RefSeq and is a predicted model, not a curated record.
GGGGACUCAGUAACUCCCAGCUAAGUAACUAAGUAACCAGCUACAAUCAGAGACCAUCAACAAGCGGGUAUGUACUCUCCUGGGUGGGCCUGGCUCCCCAGCCAAGGACUUGAGGGAAGAUGUGGGCUCCUCUCUUACAAGGAUCUUUUGCUAACUUCAACCCUGCCUAUCUUCCAGGUCAUUGUUCUAACAUGGCCCUGUGGAUGCGUUUCCUGCCCCUGCUGGCUCUGCUCUUCCUCUGGGAGCCCUACCCCACCCAGGCCUUUGUCAAACAGCACCUUUGUGGUUCUCACCUGGUGGAAGCUCUCUACCUGGUGUGUGGGGAGCGUGGGUUCUUCUACACACCCAUGUCCCGCCGUGAAGUGGAAGACCCACAAGUGGCACAACUGGAGCUGGAUGGAGGCCCGGGGACAAGUGACCUUCAGACCCUGGCACUGGAGGUGGCCCGGCAGAAGCGCGGCAUUGUGGAUCAGUGCUGCACCAGCAUCUGCUCCCUCUACCAGUUGGAAAACUACUGCAAUUAGGCCCACCACUACCCAGCCUACCCCUCUGCAGUGAAUAAAACCUUUGAAUGAGCAC